Molecule: messenger RNA, 1929 nt
Organism: Schistosoma intercalatum
Lineage: Eukaryota; Metazoa; Platyhelminthes; Trematoda; Strigeidida; Schistosomatidae
Source: the annotation of a GenBank genome assembly
AUGGGGCGUGUUGGCGUCUCCAUUCCGAAAGAGCGGUUCCUACUAUGUUUAAGCUUCAUUUACUUAUUUGCUUUUGCUUCUUUAUACAUUCAGCUUCCUGGGUUAUACAGUGAGAAUGGUGUGACACCUAUCCAAACUCUAUCAUUAAGUGCCCCAAAGGAUGCAUCAGACUUAAUUAAAAAUCUAAACGUCGUACGGCUUGCUGAAUUCUUGCAACUUGACUCUUACAAAUGUCUUGAGCUUGUAACUGUUGUGGGCAUUGUCUUGUCAUUCCUGUCGAGUUUUUCCACAGCCUUCCGGACGGGGCCAGUUUUCCUAGCCCUUUGGGUGCUGUAUCUAAGCGCCCUAAAGGUUGGCCAAACUUUUUUGUGGUUCCAAUGGGACAUCUUACUUUUGGAGUCCGGCUUUGUAGCAAUUCUCUUAUCAAGUUUCGGCGCAGUCAUAUCUCUUCCACGUAUGGUCGCUAGUGAUAAAAUAGGAAUGUGGUUGCUACGUUGGCUCCUAUUUCGGCUAAUGUUCUCAUCUGGUGUAGUUAAACUGACCAGCGACUGUCCUACUUGGUGGGGUUUAAAAGCAUUACAUUGGCACUAUCAAUCCCAGUGUAUUCCAACUCCAGUAGCUUGGUAUGCACAUCACCUCCCAGGAUGGAUUCAUAGCCUGUGUGUCGCAGCUACAUUCAUAAUCGAAAUCCCAUUGCCACUUUUGUUUUUCGUGCCUUUCCGAACUACACGUCUUGUAUCAUUUUAUUCACAGGUACUUCUGCAACUUUCGAUAAUAUUGACGGGAAACUACAAUUUCUUCAAUUUGCUAACCAUUGCUUUAUGUUAUUCCCUAUUGAAAGAUGAUGACUUCAAUCCUCGGCGCAGACGAAAGUGGACCGUGUCUGGAUUAUUGUCUUUUGCGGCUUCAUGGUUUCUUAUUAUCUCAGUGUUCGGGAUCAGUGGUUAUCUGCUCAAUUUUUCCAUUUCCAAUUAUUCAGUUAGUACCUCUGUCGGUUUCACCAAAAAGGAGUUCGCUUGGUUCGUAAACACAUCCGUCAAAUACAGUAUUUCUUUUGGUGUCGCAUUUUUCUGUGUAGAAGUUCUGCAUAGUAUAAUUAUAGCACUAAAUUCACAUCGGUUUUGGCGUAAACUCUAUGAGUUAUUCGGUGUUAUUAUCAUUGGUUUUAUUGGUUUUGCCAUACUUAUGGGUAGUUUGGUGCCAUUUGCAUCACUGGAUUCGACCAUACAAUUACCACCUCAAAUUCGUCAAGUUUAUAAACAUUUACAACCGUAUUACAUUACCAAUAGUUAUGGUCUUUUCCGCCGAAUGACUGGAGUUGGUGGUCGACCUGAACUUAUCUUGGAGGCGGCAUCAAAUCCAACUGGUCCAUGGUAUGAAUACGAAUUUAAUUUCAAACCUGGUCGUAUAGAUAGAACUCCUCCAGUUGUUAUCCCACACCAGCCUCGUUUGGAUUGGCAAAUGUGGUUUGCUGCGCUCACGAACUAUCGUAAUCAUCCGUGGUUGAUGAAUUUAGUUUAUCGAUUACUGAAUCAACAAACUGAGGUCUUGGAACUGCUCGAUCCAUCUAGUGUGCCGAAUAAUCCAAAAUAUAUUCGAGCUCAUCUGUAUACCUACCAUUUCACUGAUUCUUUUGAUAGCAAAGAUUGGUGGAAACGUACAUUCAAAUCUGAAUACUUACCACCGGUCACAUUGUCUUCUGAAAUAUUACGUAACGCUGUUGAAGAAAAUGGUUUAGUAGGAAAGCGCCGUCUUCGUCCACACGAUCCAACAAUUGUAUCGGCUUUCUUAACUGGUCUACGGAGUUUUAUUGGACAACCGCGUGAUUUAUCUCCAUUGAUUAUGGUAUGCUUAGUGUUGGCAAUAACUAAGUAUGCAUUUAAUCGAGCUGACCAAUCGGCUAGAAUAACUAAUCAAAAUAAAGCUUGA